Molecule: messenger RNA, 1437 nt
Organism: Meyerozyma guilliermondii ATCC 6260
Lineage: Eukaryota; Fungi; Ascomycota; Pichiomycetes; Serinales; Debaryomycetaceae
Gene: SEC61
Product: translocon subunit
Exons: 1
Coding region: 1-1437 (478 amino acids)
Biological process (GO): SRP-dependent cotranslational protein targeting to membrane, translocation; post-translational protein targeting to membrane, translocation
Cellular component (GO): Sec61 translocon complex; membrane
Molecular function (GO): ribosome binding; signal sequence receptor activity; transmembrane protein transporter activity
Source: RefSeq, a predicted model, not a curated record
AUGGGUUUCCGUUUACUAGAUGUGGUAAAACCUUUCACGCCAUUUGUUCCGGAAGUCAUUGCCCCUGAAAGAAAGGUAGUGUUCCAGCAACGGCUCAUGUGGACCGGAAUCACCUUGUUGAUUUUCUUGGUGAUGUCGGAAAUUCCGCUUUAUGGAAUUGUGUCUUCAAAUGACUCCGAUCCAUUGUACUGGUUGAGAAUGAUGUUGGCAUCCAAUAGAGGUACUUUGAUGGAAUUAGGUAUUUCGCCCAUCGUUUCCGCUGGUAUGGUGUUCCAGCUCUUACAAGGAACCAAAUUGAUUCACGUAGAUAUGUCCAAUAAGGAUGAUCGUGAACAGUUUCAAACCGCACAAAAACUUUUUGCCAUUCUUCUUGCCGUGGGUCAGGCUACCGUGUACGUGUUGACGGGAAUGUACGGACCUCCUAAACUGUUGGGCGUAGGUGUUUGUUUGUUGCUUGUUUUGCAAUUGGUGUUUGCUGGUGUGGUGGUGAUUCUUUUGGAUGAAUUGCUCCAAAAAGGUUACGGUUUGGGAUCGGGUAUUUCCCUUUUUACCGCCACCAACGUUUGUGAACAGGUGUUCUGGAAAGCUUUCGCCCCUACCACUUCUAAUACCGGAAAAGGUACCGAAUUUGAAGGAGCCGUGGUGGCUCUUUUCCACUUGUUGGGUUCUCGCCGUGACAAAAAGCGUGCUCUUAUCGAGGCAUUUUACCGUCCAAACUUGCCAAAUAUGUUCCAGUUGUUGGCCACCGUCGGCAUGUUCUUCUUGGUGGUUUAUUUGCAAGGUUUCCGUAUCGAAUUGCCCGUCAAAUCCACCCGCCAAAGAGGUCCUUACGGUCUGUACCCUAUCCGGUUGUUCUACACCUCCAACAUCCCCAUUAUGUUACAAAGUGCCCUCUCGUCCAACAUCUUCAUAAUCUCACAAAUGUUGUUCAUGCGCUGGCCCGAUAAUCUCUUUGUCAAAACCUUGGGUUCAUGGGACGCUCGUCAAGGCUCUUCUCAACUCUUUGCCGUUUCCGGUCUCGCCUACUACAUGCAACCACCUCUCUCGUUCACAGAGGCAUUGUUGGAUCCAGUCAAGACUGUGGUGUACAUUCUGUUCGUGUUGGGAUCGUGUGCCAUGUUUUCCACCACCUGGAUUGAAAUUUCCGGAAAUUCUCCUCGUGACGUAGCCAAGCAGUUUAAGGAACAAGGCUUGGUUAUUGCCGGUCACAGAGACACCUCGGCGUACCGCGAGUUGAAAAAAAUCAUCCCCACUGCCGCUGCAUUUGGUGGAGCCACAAUUGGCGCGUUGUCGGUGGUAAGUGACUUGAUGGGAACCUUGGGUUCUGGAACCUCGAUCUUGUUGUCGGUGACCACCAUCUACGGGUACUACGAGUUGGCUAUGAAGGAAGGAGGCUUCGGCAAGUCGGUUGUGUCGGGGUUCUCCGACGGUAUCUAG